Messenger RNA from Aegilops tauschii subsp. strangulata, 3943 nucleotides. The record is from RefSeq and is a predicted model, not a curated record. Lineage: Eukaryota; Viridiplantae; Streptophyta; Magnoliopsida; Poales; Poaceae.
UGAGCAUAUAUAUAUAUACGAGUACAUGAUCUACUUGAAGUAUAAGGCAAGCCAAAAUAUUUAUUAGUCUAACCUAUAUUUCCUAAUACAAUCACGUUCCUCAACAAAGCCCGUGAUUAGUCUGACAAAUCAAAGAUGUUUACGUCGUACACUCAAUCCAACAACCAAGGACGGCUCGUGCAUCUUCGUGCCACAAUGCAAUCCCGAUCAGCAGUGUCCUGUACACAAACACAAUCGUGCGGCCGGGGGGCAUGGGGCUACUGAUGGACGCCUACAGGCUACAAGGAGACGCACCACUGGUCGAGACUCGAGACCACCGCGUCGCUGCUACCCAUGGAGGACCUCCUCGCUGGGAGCGGCGCGACCUGAUACACGCGGCCGAGCGACAGCCGCGCCAUGCUGCUGUCGCGCACGCGGCCUACUUCCGACCGGAUCUCGAGCCCUCCGGUGAGAAUAGACUUGACGGCGUCGGAGAUGGAAGCGGCGCCACUCGAUGCGCGCGGCGGGCGACCGCCGCCGUGCUUGCGGCCGCGCACGCAGCCUAUUCCGAGCGGCUCGGCGGGGUGAGCUACGGUGCCCUGCGGUCUGGUGCGGCAGUGGACGCAGGGAAGGUGUUUGUGAAAAUUUCAGAGAGGAGCAAGAGGGAGGUGUAUUUGCCACAUAAGCGUGUAGGCCCAUGUGGUCAGUGAGAGAAAUGAGAGAUCCCGGUCGGGAUUGUCCUUCCAAACAGGUCUCGUGUCAGUCUAGGGUAACAAUUGACCAGGAUCGAUGGGUUUAGGGUACCGACUUCAGGGAUUUAGACGUUAGGGUUUGUUUAUGUCGGGCUCUGCAACCUCAGAGUUCACAACAGACUUAACUCCCGUUGAGGUGGUGCUCGGCGGCGGUUGGAGUGGUGGCAGCUUGGUUGGCAUAGGCGCGGGUAUGCUCCGGUUGUGGCUGCGCAAUCUGAGCCUGACUGUUGGUGUCGGCGUCGCUUCCGGCAUCCCGGGCGAUGCUCCAUGGUGGUUUAUGAGAGCCGUUGUGGCUAGCUGGAGCCCUCGUUGCAGUGGUGUUGGCGUCGUCGGAGGCUGUCCACCAUGGCGGUGUGGUGGUCAUGGUGUCCUUCUUCCCUUUUGGCCUGGUUCCCCGUUGUUGAAUUCGGUUCGCAGCGGUCUGACUCCUACCUAAGAUCAGAGGUGGCGAGGCAUAAGGCUCUGGGCGAAAACCUUGUUCUUCGACAGGAUUCGUUGCCGGUGGUGCUCUAUGAUGGCAUCGUCGAAGAGUUUUCUUUUUCUCACAGGGUUGUGGUCGGUGGGUGGGGAAGCGGCGCUUGGAGGCUGUUGGCUACGCCGGACCUAACCCAAGUUUGGUGGGGUGGUCGUGCUUGGUUCUGGGCGAAAGCCUUUUAAUCGACGGUGAUCAAUGCCGGUAACAGUGGUGUCCCUUCGACAUCGUUUCUCUUUUUGAAGGCGUCUUCGAAGAUCUUGCUUAUGAUUUCUUCGGAGUGACGCUGCGUUUAGGUGGUGACGGUUUGUUUGCGUUGGCGUCGGCGGGUGUUUUUGCUUCUUUUUGUUUAUUGAUGAUUUUUGGCUUGAUUUUCCUUAUAAAUCUGUCAAACUCUGUAUUAUGCCUUUUCCUAUCUUAAUGAAAUCGGUAGAGCUCCAGCCUUUCUCGUCAAAAAAUAAAUAAAUACAUGCCACAGUUAUUCGCUGGUGUCUCAUGUGCACUAAUACCCGCAUGAAAACAAUAGGGAACUACAAAUUUGUUCUCAAGCAAAAUUUUGAGCCGAACUAUACUAAUCAUUGGAUCAACUUAAUACCACACAUUAAAUUCUGUAGUACUACGAUGUACUGUAAAAAGUUCUGUUUUUCUAUCCACAUUGAACAAAACCAGCAAGGGGGCAGCAUAGCAUGUAGUACUAAUGUUGAUAUUCUUUUUCAGGAACAGAGAGCAAUAGCAGUGUCUUGUUCUUGGGCAGCCUGCAAGCAACGGAGUGCUCGGAACAGGAAACGUCCCCGACCCAUCGAUGCCAACGAAUCAGCCGCGGCAGAAUCACAUCCGUCGGAAUCCGAAAAUGAUGGCGGCUCUACGCGGCAUAUAUCCAACACCAUGUCCAACUUCUGCGAUGGAAAGAGGAAGGCCGUCACCGAGAUCGGAUUCGGCGGAGUUCUACACAUGCCGAUGAAUGGCAAUGCCAACCUCAGGCACGCCGUGUCACUUCUCAGCAGAGUUGAUCUGAAUUCUGGAACCCUGCCCGUCGGGAAAGAUGUCAGGGUCCAAAUGAGCCCAGAGCACAUAGAGAGGCUGAUAGGCACGCCCUCGAGAGGACGAAGAGUCUGUGGACUGGACCCGGACACUCCGGAAGAGAGGACGGACUUCGUGAGGCUCGCCAUGGGCUCACAACGGUUCUACAAUGACGGGCUGAAGGCUGCCGAGCUUGUUGUCCGGCGGGAGUGGGACGGGUCGGUCACCGCCGAGAGGGUGGAGGAGUUCAAAGUAGCAUUUGUCGUCUGGAUCGUCGGGCGUUUUCUUGCUCCGUCCACGAAGCAUGAUGAUCAUGGCUGCUCGGAUUUCUGGGGCUCGCUCUACAACGCGAAUGAGAUCAGAGAAUACAACUGGAGCGCGUAUUUCCUUGCACACAUCAUGGGUGCUGCAGCAAGGGUUCAGUCAGACAUCAAGAACAAGAGGGCUACGACUGCAAUGUUGAUCAGUGGUUGCCCACUUCUCCUACAGUUGUACGACUUGUACCUUCGGCCCCUGAGAAAGCCACAAUUAGUGUCCCCUCGUGUCAAGGACUACGACAGCAAGACACUCGUCAACAAGAUGAUCAGUGCCGACACGCUACCCAAGAUUUCGGCACAAGGGGAGCCAUCCUUCGGAGCAUGUGGCCCCCGCUGCCGCGAAGAGUCAUGCUACAUGACCAUGGAUCCAGGACAACCAAGCUCAUCCCAUGUUUUGAGGCCAGGUCAGGGUGCACCCGAAACCCCCCGGGUCCAAGUAACAAAUCAAGUCCCACCGAUCCUCCAACCCUAUAAUGCAUACGACUUCUGUGGAUUUCUAAAAGGGAGAUACCCGGACAUGAUGGAUUCUGAAUUGGUAGACCAUUUGAAGUUCCACAAUGCCAGAUGCAUUCUGCACUCUAGCAUAUUCAAGAACUCUAUCAUCACCGAGAACAUGAAACUUGCGGCCAAAAUACUAGACACGCAGAGACAGCGAAAGAAGCAAGCGCCUGCCCGGGCUCGUGUUUUAGAAGACUACUUCACCGCUAGUGAUUCUGAAACCGAAGCGGAGAACAAACGAGCCAGGACUCAUGAAAAGAGCAAGCUACCACCUCUUUGCCGCCAUGUCGUCCAACGCCUCCACCUACUCCAACCUCUUCACCGUCGACCCCGCGGAAAUCCGCGACAUCAACGUCCAUGCACGCGUUCCCGUCGUCCUCGACGCCUCCAACUCCACGUACUUCACGUGAAAGACGUACUUCACGCUGCUCUUCCGCGAGAACAACCUCGUGGAUCACGUGGAUGGCACCGUUGACUCUCGCGCCAUGGUGGCUGACGCUGAGUGGACCGCGAUCGAUGCCACCAUCAUCCGGUGGUUCUUCACCACCAUCUCCAAGGACCUGUUCCACACGGUCGUGAGCGUCGGCGACGACGCCCGCGUCUUGUGGGUCAAGCUGAACGGUCUCUUCACCGACAACAAGCUUCAGCGCCGCGUUUUUUUGCAGCAGGAAUUUUUUGACUGUCACCAGGAUGAACAGUCCAUUGAUGACUACUGCCGCCGCGUGAAGACAUUGGCGGAUGAGCUCCGCGACAUUGGCGCCAAGGUUGAUGACGACCUCCUCCUCAGCACGCUCACCGCCGGCCUCAACGAGGACUUCGGCAACGCCGCCUCCAACCUCACCUUGAUGCCGGAGCCCUCCUUCCCCAAGUUUGUGGCGUACUUGCGGUUGGAGGAGCGCCGGAUG